Molecule: messenger RNA, 597 nt
Organism: Opisthorchis viverrini
Lineage: Eukaryota; Metazoa; Platyhelminthes; Trematoda; Opisthorchiida; Opisthorchiidae
Exons: 1
Coding region: 1-597 (198 amino acids)
Source: RefSeq, a predicted model, not a curated record
AUGAAUGGUGAGACUGGUCAUCUCUCGCACAAUCUUCACGUCAGCCAAGCUGCCGUUAAUUUCCCCGGAGAUCUUGGGUUUAUCUGUCCUGGGAACAAUCUUCUGUACAUUUGCAGUCGUUCGGAUGGACUGGUCAAAAUAAAUGCGAUUGACUUUCUGGCCAUCGAUGUGGAUCGUUUGUUGCUCAGGUUAAAACAAAAGACUUACGUGGUGUACAGCAGUACAUGUCCUCGUUGGAAUGUCACAAGCUGCAAGACGAUGAAUGGUGAGACUGGUCAUCUCUCGCACAAUCUUCACGUCAGCCAAGCUGCCGUUAAUUUCCCCGGAGAUCUUGGGUUUAUCUGUCCUGGGAACAAUCUUCUGUACAUUUGCAGUCGUUCGGAUGGACUGGUCAAAAUAAAUGCGAUUGACUUUCUGGCCAUCGAUGUGGAUCGUUUGUUGCUCAGGUUAAAACAAAAGGCUUACGCAGUGUACAACGGUACAUGUCUUUGUUGGAGAGCUAACAUUGCGGCUUCCUUGAAUAGGUUACUCUACUCAUCAGGCAUCCGUUACAUAGGAGCAGUCAACUGGGUUUAUUCAACGGUGUGCAGUUUAUAG